AUGGCCUCGCCGGUGAGGCCGGGCGGCUGGGUGCGCCUGCGCGAGCGCCUUCCCGUCCCGGCCCCUUUCGCGGGCGCCUCGUUGGCGCAGCAGCAGCAGCAGCACCUGCCCGACGGCGCGGACGGCGGAGAGAUGCUGGGACUGUCGCUGCUGCUGGGCUUCAGCACCGGCUGGCUGGCCUAUUACUGGGCGCGCGUCCCCAAGGUCAGGCGGGGAAGCGGGCGCUGCUCCGGGCAGCCUCGACGGGGCGGGCGGAGGCUGAGCCCCUUGGCCGGGGGAGAGGGCGCCCCGGGCAUCCUUGGCACCCCUCUCGCGGGCGAGGGACUAGGCUGGGGGGACCCUUCUCCUUCCUCCCACCCCCACCAGCCCAGCUCCCCCGACGGCAGCCCGACGUGACCCCUGGCCAGGUUCCGAGGUGGAGGCAAGAGACACCGGGAGGGUCACGGGGAGAUGGGGAUCUCUGCUCCAGAGGCUGCUCGUGCCUCGCUCCUUCCCUCGGGGGUCUCGGGGCCAAGCCUGACAUUUGCCCCAGACGGCGGGGUGGGCUGCCUGCCUGCCUGCCCACCUGCCUCUGGCUGGCAUGUGAGGCUGAAACACGUGAAGCCAACCCCCGCUUUGGAAAACAGGUUCGGAAGUAUUCAUUAGGUGUCUGCCAAAACAAUAAUCAGGGACAGAAACUAGAUUCCUCCCAGCCCGGUGGCCACGCCUGGUUUUGGCUCUCCCGGGCAGAGAAGCACCUUCUGAGGUUCUGGGCAGCUCAGUUUCAGGAGGAUAUGGACAAGCUGGAAGGCGGGCAGAAGACAGUGAAGGGUCUGGGAAACAGCCUUGUGAGGAACCGUGGAGGAAGUUGGGGUGUUUAGGCUGGAAGAGGGACCGAGAGGCAAUGUGAUCAAAGGCAGAUUUAAGGAAGCGCAACUGGCUCAAAUAUUGGUGUUGCACAUAUGGUACUCCAGAAAUUGGAGACCCCCAAAUCUGCCACUGAUAUGGCGGUUCCCUCAUUGCGAGAAGCCAAGUGACAGGGAACCAGGCAGAGGGCCUUCUCGGUGGUGGCGCCCGCCCUGUGGAACGCCCUCCCUUCAGAUGUCAAAGAGAUAAACAACUACCAGACUUUUGGAUGACAUCUGAAGGCAGUGCUGCAUAGGGAAGCUUUUAAUGUUUGACGCAUUACUGUACAGUGGUACCUUGGGAUGCGAACGGGAUCCGUUCCGGAGCCCUGUUUGCAUCCUGAACAGAACAUAAGAUGCGACGGUGUGUCUACAUGUGGGCAGGUCGUGUUUUGCCGCUUCCACGCAUGCCCGUGACGUCAUUUUGAGCACCUGCGCAUGCGCAAGCAGCGAAACCUGGAGGUAACACGCUCCGUUACUUCUGGGUUGCCGCGGAGCGCAACCCAAAAGCGCUCAACCUGAAGCACAUUCAACCCGAGGUAUGACUGUAUUUUAAUAUUUUGUUGGAAGCCGCCCAGAGUGGCUGGGGAAACCCAGCCAGGUGGGUGGAGUAUAAAUAAUAAAUUAUAUUAUUAUGAUGAUGAUAGCCAUCUUCCAAUAUCUCAAGGGCUGUCACGUGUUUCCUCCUGCUCUGGAGAGUAGGACCCAAAUGAAUGGAUUCCAACGACAAGGAGGGAGAUCCCAACUAGACAUUAGGAAGGAUUUUUGGGCAGCAAGAGGUGUUUGACUGUGAAAGGCGUUUUUGCAGGAAAGAGCGAGCAAAGUCUCCCUGUGGAGCCAGGAGAGGACACUGCCUAUGGGCAGAACAAAUGCCAGCCGGAGGCCCCUUGGCAAGAGGCGGGAAAGCAACCUCUGUGUGGGCAGCAGCAGAGGCAGCUUAGAAUGGUAGAGUUAGAAGGGACCCCUAGGAGUCAUCUAGUCCAACCCCGCAAUGCAGGACUAUUGAACUCCAAGGAAGGAGAGCUCUGGGGCAGUGCUGUGGCCGCCUGAGCUUGAGCUCCCUGUGACCUUCCUCUCCCCCCCCCCCCGCAGCCCCCGCUGCUGGUGGCUUGCCAGCCCUUCCGCUCCUUCCUGGAGAAAUAUUGCCCCAUCGUGAACGAGACCUUCUACCCCACGCCCUGGUGCUUCGAAGGACGGCUCCAGACCAUCGUCCGCGUCUUCCUCAAGUCCAGCCCGCCCGUCUCCUACCGCAGGUCAGCCGGACGAAGGGGGGGAGGGAGCCAGGCCCGGGGUGGGGGCCGGUGCCAGUCUGCUUGGGAGAUGGUGGGCAUGGGGCUGUGAUGCCAGGGAGCCUGUCUCACCCGCCUCCUCCUCCUUGCCCUUUCCCAUCCAGUGAAGUGCUGAGGACCGCAGACGGAGGCCAGCUGCUGCUGGAUUGGGCUGACGGCGAGAGCGGGCAGCACCCUGACCCGGAGAGCUGCCCCAUUGUCCUGUUCCUGCCAGGCCUGACGGGCAACAGCCAGGAGACCUACAUUCUGCACAUGGUCCUGGGCGUCCAGCAACGGGGCUACAGGUGGGAAAGGGCACCCGGGGGGGGGGUCCUGGCAUUGGCGGUGCUGUUACCUGUUGCGUUUACACCCCUCCUUUCUCUCCACGGAGUUCAAGGUGGCGCACAACAACCCUGUGAGGUAGAGUAGGCUGAGAGGCGAGUUUCAUGGCCUAGGGGGGAUUUGAACCCUGCUCCCCUAGGUCCUGGGACGCGGGUGGCGCUGUGGGUUAAACCACAGAGCCUAGGACUUGCAGAUCAGAAGGUCGGCGGUUCGAAUCCCCACAACAGGGUGAGCUCCCGUUGCUCGGUCCCUGCUCCUGCCAACCUAGCAGUUCAAAAGCAUGUCAAAGUGCAAGUAGAUAAAUAGGUACCACUCCAGCGGGAAGGUAAACGGCGUUUCCGUGCGCUGCUCUGGUUCGCCAGAAGCGGCUUAGUCAUGCUGGCCACAUGACCCGGAAGCUGUACGCCACCUCCCUUGGCCAAUGAAGCGAGAUGAGCGCCGCAACCCCAGAGUCGGUUAGGGGUCCCUUUACCUUUACCCCCCAGGUCCUAGUACAACAUUCUAACCAUUACGCACUGCUGCCUUUUCCCAUUCUUGUUUUCCACCCUAAGGUAAACUGAUUCUGUCUAUGGAGGUUCCAUUUAGUAAUCAUAAAAAAAUGAGAAGAGCCCGGCUGCUAGGUCUGGUCACAGGGGGGCCAUCGGGUCCAGGUUCCCACAGCGGCCAACCAGGUGCCCCCCCUGCUUGGCCCUCUCCCCCCAGCUGCUGUUUCCCAGCAAGGGGCAUAGCAUGUAGCCACCAUGAUUUGCAGCCACAACUAGCCUUUUCCUGGGUUCUCACUCUCUUCCCGUCUCCCUCGCAGGGCUGUUGUGUUCAACAACCGAGGCUGCAAAGGAGAGGAGCUGCUGGUGAGUGGGGCCAUAGCUGGGGGCGGUGCACCCCUGGGUGCUGGAGGAGGGGAGGGUGCUCUGGGACUGCAAGGCGAAGGCAAGAUGGGCACCCGACUCCGUCUCUGCAGAAGAGGCAAGCCUCACCCACCAUCUCCCCUUCUCCCUCCAGACCCACAGGGCUUUCUGCGCCAACGACACCGAAGACCUGGAGCUGGUGGUGGGGCACAUCAAGAGCCGCUUCCCCCGGGCCCCCCUGAUGGCGGUGGGCGUUUCGCUGGGCGGGUGAGGCUCCGGCAGGGCAAGGGGGGAGGCAGGUGCGAAACGGGAGCUGCGCUGAAGAGAAGCGGCUCCGUUGCCUCCCAGCUUGGGCCUCUCUCUCAUAGGAAGGAAAGAGCACCAGGAGUGCCUGCAGGAUCAGGCCCCUGGCCCUUCUAGCCCAGGAUUCUGUCCUCACAGAGGCCGACCAGGUGCCCAUUGUAGGAAACCCAAAAGCGGGAGUUGAGCACAAGAGUAACUCUCCCCUCCUGCGGUUUCCAGGAACUGAGAUUCAGAAGUAUUGCUGAGCCGAGCUAGGAGGGACCUGCUGAAAGAAGCCUGGGCCUCGCCCCCCCCCCCCGGAAUCCCCCCCCCCCGCCUGAGGCCGGGUUUCCUUCUGCCCCCCAGGGGGCUGUUGCGGCUGUGGGGCUCAGCUCCCGCUUGCUUCUGGGCAUCCGGGUGCCCCCUGUGAGAGCAGGGGGCUGGACUCAAAGGGCCCCUUUGGUCAGAUCCUGCUCUUCUCUUGCCAGCCUCCCUCCAGGGCCCACCCACAAGGCAGGAGCUGGAGAAUGACCUCUGCCUCCUGCUAGGACUCUUUUUAUGAGCCAAGCUGCCUCUCCCCUAAAACAAAUUUCCAGGGUGGCGGGGCAAAGGGCACAGAAACAGCUCCUGGCAGUGCCUAAGUCCUGGGCGAGGACACUCUGGAGCGGAGUCUCCUGCCAGUGGGUCUCUUUCCCAAAGGCUCCUCCUGCCCCCUCCCCUUCUCUUUAAGCCAGUUAGGAGUGAGGGUGUCCUGGGGGGAACCCUUUGGAAGGCGGAAGGCGCCCCUCGCUCAAGGGACCCACAGCCCUGACCUCCUGUGUCUCCGAAUCCAGCCAUGGUGGGAGGGGAGGGGAACUGAAAUGCUGGAGAGGCUUUUGCGCCCACACAACCGGGACUGGGCUGCGGUUGAUCAUCUGGGUGAAAGGGAAGGCAGAGCCCAGCUUGCCCGGCUGUGGUGUUUACGGGAGCCGGUGAGUCAGCCUUCCUGCUCCUAUGACUCAGGCGUUUGCUCCCAGCAGCCUCAGUCUCUGCUUGAUGCUAGAGAAAGGUUUCCCUUACUAGCAAGAGCACGUUUGCCAGCUGGGGUGCAGGGAAGCCCCUGGGCAGCCUCCCAGAAGUACAGCUGAUUUGUUGUUGUUGUUUAGUGGUGUCUGCCUCUUUGUGACCCCCUGGACCAGAGCACGCCAGGCCCUCCUGUCUUCCACUGCCUCCCGCAGUUGGGUCAAACUCAUGCUGGUAGCUUCCAGAACACUGUCCCACCAUCUCGUCCUCUGUCGUCCCCUUCUCCUUGUGCCCUCCAUCUUUCCCAACAUCAGGGUCUUUUCCAGGGAGUCUUCUCUUCUCAUGUGGUGGCCAAAGUCUUGGAGCCUCAGCUUCAGGAUCUGUCCUUCCACUGAGCAAUCAGGGCUGAUUUCCUUAAGAAUGGAGAGGUUUGAUCUUCUUGCAGUCCAUGGGACUCUCAAGAGUCUCCUCCAGCACCAGAAUUCAAAAGCAUCCAUUCUUCAGCGAUCAGCCUUCUUUAUGGUCCAGCUCUCACUUCCAUACAUCACUACUGGGAAAACCAGAGCUUGAACUAUACGGACCUUUGUCGGCAAGGUGAUGUCUGCUUUUUAAGAUGCUGUCGAGGUUUGCCAUUGCUUUUCUCUUAAUUCAGCUGAUAACCUUGACCCAAAAGAGCAAGGGGCUCAGUCCAGCUCUGGGCUGCCAGUCAGAGAUGGUCUACUUGAGAAAGGGACCCCCAGGACUGCUAGGAAUGCUCCAGCGUGACCCCGGAAGUGGCCUGUGGCAGCCAUUGGUGUUCGUUUCCUAUAAGCCCCGGUGUGGCAGAUCUGAUGGCUCCAGAUGUUCCAGGUCUGCCCCGUUUGCCCUUCUGGACUGGCAGGCCUCCUCCUCCAGAACCUGCCCACGCUCUCCUGCCAGUGCGGAGAAUUCGAAACCAGGACCCGGAAGUGCAAAACGGAAGUGGCUCAAGGGGGUAGGUGGGCUUUUACUGGAGCAGCUCCCUUGGGAGGGAUGCCAGCCUUUGGCCUGCAGCCGUUUGGACCUGAAGAAAUGUUCUGAGCAGCCUGGAAGCUGCCCUGAGUCUUGGGCCAAAAGAGGAGGGUGCGGGUGCCGUUCACAGUUCACUGCACAGAAGCGCAAGAAGGGCCUGCAGGAUCAGGCCACUGGCCCCUCUAGUCCCGCAUCCUGUUCCCCCAAUGGCCCUAAAGGGCAGGAUUCAAGCACAUGAGUCCUCUCCCCUCCGGUGACGGGAAUUCCUGCAUUGCAGGGGGUUGGACUAGAUGACCCGUGGCUCCCUUUCCGCUCUAUAAUUCUAUGAAUCCAGAAGGUUUGCUGCCUCUCAGUGUUGAGGCAGAGCAGAGCCAUCGUGCUUAGUAGCCAGUGACUACUCCUCCUCCAUGAAUUUGUCUGCUCCUCUUUUAAAGCCACCCGUUGGUGGCCAGCACCGCCUCCUGUGGCAGGGAGUUCCAUAGUUUAACUUUGUGGCGUGUGAAGAAGUCCUUUUUAAAAAUCCAUCCUGAAUCAUGCAAUGUUCCACACUUUAACUAUGUGCUACAUAAAGGACUUUUUUUCCAUUUAAUAAACUUCUAUUGUGCUGCCUUUUCUCCAGACUGAGAGGGCUUCCCAGAGAGCUGCUGGCCAAUCAGAGUGGCAGCCUGCGAUAGAGAGGGGCUUUGGGGGGGGCAGGACAGGGGUUGAUGGUCCAGCUGUGCCCAGAACGUACCAGGGGCAAAGCCACCCCUCCACCCAUUUGAAGCAUCCCUCUGGAGAGCCAGUGUGGUGUAGUGGUUAAGAGCAGUGGACUCGUAAUCUGGGGAACGGGGUUCGCAUCUCCGCUCCUCCACCUGCAGCUGCUGGGUGACCUUGGGCCAGUCACGCUUCUCUGAAGUCUCUCAGCCCCACUCACCCCACAGAGUGUUUGUUGUGGGGGAGGAAGGGAAGGAGAUGGUUCACUGCUAUCAGGUGGGCUAUCAAGUCCAAACUCCCCCAACUCCUCCUCCUCCUGCCCCCAGGAUCCUGGUGCUGAACUACCUGGGGCGCAAGGGCCCGGAAGCCGGACUGGUGGCCGCCAUGACGUGCUCUGUCAGCUGGGACUCCUUCGAGACCACCCACUCCCUCGAGAGCCCCCUCAACCAAGUGCUCUUUAACCAGCACCUGACGGCCAACCUGCGCAAGCUCAUCCAGCGGUGCGUUGCUGGGGGGGGGGGGACCAGAGGCAGGUCUGGCAUUCUGGCCCCCUUCCAGGAGGGAGGGGCCCCAAGACCCCCCUGCCCUUCGGCUCUUCCUUCCCAGAACCCCCCCUUCCCCCCCAGCUGCCCCCUUUUCCAUUCCCUGCUCACACCUCAACCCUAUUUUCAGGCACAGGAAGGUCAUUGCUGAGCAAAUUGACGUGGACCACGUGCUGAAGGUACUGCCCCCUCCCUGGUGGAGUUGGAAGGGACCCCCGAGGGUCAUCCAGCCCAGCCCCCCUGCGACACCACAGCGAACCUUUUUGUGCUCUCUUUGCAGGCGCGCAGCAUCCGGGAGUUUGACGAGCGCUACACGGCCGUGGCCUUUGGCUACCGCUCCUGCGAGGAAUACUACCGGGCCGCCAGCCCCUGCCAGAAGGUGCACAGCUUCCGGGUCCCGGUGCUGUGCCUCAACGCCUCCGACGACCCCUUUUCCCCGCUUCACGGUGAGUCCCCCGGCCUUCCCCCCCGGCGGGCGCCCCUCUCCCCCCGGGCUCCUGCUCUCGACUGACCCCCAUCCGCCUUCCUUGCAGCCAUCCCCGUGAAGGAAGCCCAGAGCGUCUCCACCCUGGCGCUGCUGGUGACGGCGCGAGGAGGGCACAUUGGCUUCCUGGAGGGGCUCCUGCCGCGCCACCAGAGCUACAUGGACCGCGUCUUCGCCCAGUUUGCGGGGGCCGUCUUUGAGCACCAGGAAGAACUGGCGGCCGCCGUGGCAGCUGAGCAGGAGCAGCAGCUGCAGCAGUGCCACGAACAGGGGCCGGGCACCCAGGUGGCAACCUCCUAAGCAGAACCAGGGAGGAGGAGGGUCCCUGUGGCCCCCAGCGCAGGCCCUGUGAGCCCCACAGGUGGAGGGCCUGAGCCUGUUGCCCUGCUCCUUCCAAGGGGGGAAACCAGAGGCCAGCAGCCCCCCCAAGAGCCUGGCGCUGCUGGGACCAGGACCAUGCAGAAUACAAGAUGGCUUUUCCAGUACCUUGGCGUGAGGCUGCUUCCAUUCCAGGCGCAAAGGAAGCUGCACUUUUCUCGCCCAGAAACUUGCUUCCACCCGUGACGAGCCCUUUCCCCUCUUUCUUUGCGGGGGGGGGGGCAGCAAGAGCUCAGGGACAGAGCAGCUGUUCUGUCUGCAGAAGGUCUUGGGUUCAAACCCCUUUGACAGCGUCUCCAGGGAGGGCUGCGGAAAAAGACUCUCCGUCUGAAGCCCUGGAGAGCGGCUGCCAGUUAAAGAACUAUAGAGAGUCAGAACAGCUGGCAAAGGACACCCAUCUAAAAUGGUCGCAAGUCGCUUUGGGUUGCCCAAAGUUACUAACAAAUUUAAUCAAUAAUCAAUAACAAUAAUAAUAAUAAAACCCAAGAGAGCCACUCCCAGUCAGCAGCGACCACAGGAGGCCAAACUGGUGAAGGGAGAGAAAGAGCUGAGAUCUUUGAUUGAGUUGGGUCGAUUUCCUGUAAAAUAAACACACAAAUGUGGACAUUCUACCCC
Podarcis lilfordi (Lilford's wall lizard) is the source of this 8328-nucleotide messenger RNA. NCBI's taxonomy places the organism in Eukaryota, Metazoa, Chordata, Lepidosauria, Squamata, Lacertidae. The record is from the annotation of a GenBank genome assembly.